This is a messenger RNA of Pseudonaja textilis, 3002 nucleotides long. The record is from RefSeq and is a predicted model, not a curated record. NCBI's taxonomy places the organism in Eukaryota, Metazoa, Chordata, Lepidosauria, Squamata, Elapidae.
CUGUGACUACCCACCUAGGUUAGUUUCUGCUGAGUUAAUGGAUGAAUAUAAAGAGAAAGAUUUCUUUCCUGUUGGAUCAACAGUGAAAUACAAAUGUCGACCAGGUUACACGAAAAAGCCAGGGACGUAUUCUAGUACGUGUAAUAGAAACCAGCAGUGGUCAAAAGUUCAGGAGUUCUGUAAACGAAAAACAUGUGGACAUCCAGGAGAACCAGAUGGUGGUAGAUUGCUUGUAACAGGAGAUUUUGACUUAGGAUCCACUGCAAAUUACCAGUGUGAUGGAGGGUACAGGCUGAUUGGCAAGUCUACCAGAAAGUGUAAAGUAUUGAACAAUAAAAUGAUAUGGACUGACGAAGUUCCCUAUUGUGAGAUUAUUCCAUGUUCGCCACCACCAAAGAUUCCUCAUGGCAAGCACACUGGAGAGUAUUUGGAUUCUUUCUACUAUGGGACAAUUGUAAAGUAUACCUGUAACAAAGGCUACCCCCUUAUUGGAAAUGCCUCUAUUUAUUGUACAUCUAAGGAUGGGAUAAAUGGAGAAUGGAGUGGCCAUGUGUAUUGUGGAGAGACACAGUGUCCAUCUCCUCAGAUUAAGAAUGGAAGGAUUGUGGCUGGAGUUUCCAGCAUCUACAAAUAUAACCAGAAAGUUAGCUUUGAAUGCAUUGGGGGCCAUGAGAUGGUUGGUUCCAGAGAGAGUCAUUGCCAAGUGGAUGGUACAUGGGAUCCCCACAUACCUGUCUGUGAACAGAUGGUUCAAUGCCUGCCACCCCCAGACAUUCAAAAUGGGACUCACAACAACCAGAAAACAGGAGUAUUUCCUAGUGGAAUAUUUGUGAAAUACACAUGCGAUCCUGGCUAUGCUCUGAUUGGAGAGACAACUCUUCAUUGCACAAAUGCUGGCAGAUGGUCUUCUCCUGCUCCUAACUGUAAAGUGGUGCAAUGCCAGCCACCCCCAAACAUUCAAAAUGGGACUCGCAGCAACCAGGAAACAGCAGUAUUCCCCAGUGGAAUGCUUGUGAAAUAUACAUGCAAUCCUGGCUAUGCUCUGAUUGGAGAGGCAACUAUUCAAUGUAUAGAUAAUGGCAUGUGGUCUUCUCCUGCCCCUACCUGUGAAGGAGGUAACUGUGACAUCCCCAUGAGGUUAGACUUUGCAGAACUCACUGAUGAAUAUCAGAAAAUGAAUUCCUUUCCUGUUGGGUCAUUGGUACAAUACAAAUGCAACCCAGGUUAUGUUAAGCAUCCAAGAAUGAAUGCCUCUUCUAUAUGUAUCCGGAAUCAGGUUUGGUCAGAAGUUCAAGAAUUUUGUAAAAAAAAAUCAUGUGGACAUCCAGGAGAACCAGAAAAUGGCAGGCUGAUUGUAUCAGGAGAUUUUCUGUUUGGUUCUACAUUAAAUUAUACUUGUGAGGAAGGGUACAAACUGAUAGGACAGUCUUCCAGACAAUGUGCCUUAAAUGGAAAAAGAGUAAAAUGGAGUGGCAGCCUUCCUGAAUGUCACCCUAUCUUGUGUUCAUCACCACCAAAUAUUCCCCACAGCAAGAAUACUGGAAAAUCUUUGAAAUAUUUCCUGUAUGGGACAACUGUAACAUAUACCUGUGACAAAGGCUACCCUGUUAUUGGAAAUGCCUCUAUUUACUGUACUUCUAAGGAUGGGAUAACCGGAGAAUGGAGUGGCCGUGUGUAUUGUGGAGAGACACAAUGUCCAUCUCCUCAGAUUAAGAAUGGAAGGAUUGUGGCUGGAGUUUCCAGCACUUACAAAUAUAACCAGAAAGUUAGUUUUGACUGCUUUGGGGGCCACAAGAUGAUUGGUUCUAGAGAGACCCAUUGCCAAGUGGAUGGUAUGUGGGACCCGCCCAUUCCUGUCUGUGAAUUUGUGAGGCAAUGCCCACCACCCCCAAACAUUCAAAAUGGGACUCGCAGUAACCAGGAAACAAGAGUAUUUUCCAGUGGAAUGCUUGUGAAAUACGCAUGUAAUCCUGGCUAUGAUCUGAUUGGAGAGGCAACAAUUCAUUGCACAAAUGCUGGCAGGUGGUCUUCUCCUGCCCCUAAUUGUGAAGGAAAAUCAUGUGGAUAUCCAGGAGAACUGGAGGGUGGCAGAUUGCUUGUAACAAGAGAUUUUCGCUUUGGUUCCACAGUAAAUUAUCAGUGUGAGGAAGGGUAUAGGCUGAUUGGCAAGUCUUCCAGAAGCUGUGCAUUGUUUGGUAAAACAGUAGCAUGGACAGGUGACCUUCCUUAUUGCCAGAUGACACAGUGUCCAUCUCCUCAGAUUAAGAAUGGAAGGAUUGCUGCUGGAAUUUCCAGCACUUACAAAUAUAACCAGACGGUUAGCUUUGAAUGCAUUGGGGGCCACAAGAUGGUUGGUUCCAGAGAGAUCUAUUGCCAAGUGGAUGGUAGGUGGGAUCCCCCAAUACCUGUCUGUGUACAGGUUACAGGCUGUGUGAAUCCAGACAUUCAGAAUGGAAGAAUUAUUAGGCCCAAAGCAAGUGAUCAAUCUGUAUCAACAAUUACUUUUGAAUGUGACUCUGGCUACACCAUGAAAGGCCAGCAUACAAUUCGGUGUCAGCGUGGUAACACAUGGGAUUCACCAGCACCUAUCUGUGUCAGAGUAGUGCAAUGCCAGCCUCCCCCAGACAUUCAAAAUGGGAUUAACAGCAACCAGGGAACAUUAUUUCCCAGUGGAAUGCUUGUGAAAUAUACAUGCAGUCCUGGCUACGUUCUGAUUGGAGAGGCAACGAUUCAGUGUAUGGAUAAUGGCACAUGGUCUUCUCCUUCCCCUACCUGUGAAGAGAUUGAAUGCAAGUCACCUCCAGAUAUCCAGAAUGGGGUUCACAGCAACCAGGAAUUAAUGAAUCACAGUGUCCCUUCCCUCCAAGUAUAGCCAAUGGAAAACAUGAUGGUUUAGCUUUGCAAAAGUUUACUUCUGAAACAUCUGUAACCUAUUCUUGUGAUCCAGGCUAUUUGCUUAUUGGAAUGGCAUCUAUUUUCUGCGGACCUUCAGGAAACUGGAG